Molecule: messenger RNA, 3789 nt
Organism: Plectropomus leopardus (leopard coralgrouper)
Lineage: Eukaryota; Metazoa; Chordata; Actinopteri; Perciformes; Serranidae
Gene: wasf2
Product: WASP family member 2
Biological process (GO): positive regulation of Arp2/3 complex-mediated actin nucleation; actin cytoskeleton organization
Cellular component (GO): cytoskeleton; SCAR complex
Molecular function (GO): protein kinase A regulatory subunit binding; Arp2/3 complex binding; actin binding
Source: RefSeq, a predicted model, not a curated record
UCGAAAUCCCGGGACUUCAGUGAUCUGUCCGUAUACUGUACCGCUCAACAUUUCUUGUGGAAAUCUUGAGACAAGACAACGAGCAGACUAUAUAGAGAGAGCCCUACAGUUGCCAAUUUUGACGGGUUGGGCCCCCCUACCCACAACACCCCACCAUGCCCCUGGUUACGAGGAAUAUAGAGCCGCGGCACGUGUGUCGCCAGACCAUCCCUUCCAACAUCCGCAGUGAGCUGGAAUGUGUCACCAAUAUCAGCCUGGCCAACAUCAUCCGCCAGCUCGGCAGCCUCAGCAAAUAUGCAGAGGAUGUGUUCGGGGAGCUGUUCGUUCAGGCAGGUGCAUUUGCCACCAGAGUAAAUACACUUGGAGAAAGAGUGGAUCGUCUGCAGGUCAAAGUCACCCAGCUGGACCCCAAAGAAGAGGAGGUCUCUCUGCAGGCCAUCACUACCCGUAAGGCCUUCCGCAGCAGUGUCACCCAGGACCAGCAGCUGUUCACCAGGCCGUCUCUGCCAGUGCCUGUACAAGACACCUAUGUGACCUGUAAUCCGCCCCCACCACUUAACUACCUCAGCCAAUACCGGGAUGAUGGGAAGGAGGCUCUGAAGUUUUACACCGAUCCCUCCUACUUCUUUGACCUGUGGAAGGAGAAGAUGCUGCAGGACACCAAGGACAUCAUGAAGGAGAAACGCAAGCACAGAAAGGAGAAGAAAGACCAUCUGAACCAGCGGACGCUCAAUCCCCGAAAGAUCAAGACCAGGAAGGAGGAGUGGGAACGCCGUAAGAUGGGGGAGGAGUUUGUGGUGCCUAAGAACGAUAUGAUGAAUUCUUCUGAGGGUCUGAAUGGCAGUAUUGGAUCUGGAGAUGGUUUCACAUCUGAAGGCCUCGAGCAGAGUACCAGCUCCUACGCUUAUGAUCCUGGCUCCCCACUCUCUCCGCCUGGCACCGAUGACUUCCUGCCUCCUCCACCUCCAGACAUGGCGUAUAAUGACGGACAGUACGGAGCACCAACCCAGAAGCGUGUCAGCAUGCUGAGUCCAAACCACCCACCUCCUGCUCCCCCCAUGGCCUCUUCUCUUCCAAACUCUCGCCCCAACCUCGCCCCUCCCCCUGCACCUCCUCCCCCUCCUCCACCCUCUGGCUUCGGGGUUCCUCCACCUCCCCCUGGCUUCGACAGCCCACCUCCUCCUCCUCCACUCUCCUCCUCUCCCAACGCUCCUCCCCCACCUGCUCCCCCCUCCUCACCUGCUAUGUCCACUGUUUCUCCUCCUCCUCCACCACCUAUGCCUGCAGGUGGCGGCCCACCACCACCUCCUCCUCCACCUCCCCCUGGCCCUCCUCCCCCAUCCUUCGAGCACUCUGCUCCUCCUCCUCCCCCUGGCGGUGGAGCGCCACCCAGCUCUGCUCCCAAACCUCAGCCAGAGCCUGAGGGCGAUGCUCGCAGUGACCUGCUGCAGGCCAUUCGACAAGGUUUCAACCUGCGUAAGGUGGAAGCACAGCGGGAGCAGGAGAAGAGGGAUCACUUUGGCAAUGAUGUGGCUGCCAUCCUCUCCCGUCGUAUCGCUGUGGAGUGCAGCGACAGCGAGGAUGACUCCUCAGAGUUUGAUGAUGACGAGUGGUCCGACUGAUAGUCACCCCUUUUCGCCUUCACUACCAUCUCGGUAUCUUCCCUCAGCCUUCAACAUCUUUAUAUUUACAUUCAGAUCACAUUCUUAAGUAGCAGUGAAGCAGAGAUUCACGUUCUGUGUGUCAUAUUUUUCAAACAUAGUACACACAAGUGAACUAUCACAAAUCACAUUCCUUGAACCAUUUAUUGUUAUUUAUCCAAAAUUGUUCCAAUCAGAGGUGCAAAAAUCCAAAGGUUGAGCAAGAAAGUUUGAGUGUGCCUGAUUGUGUGCCCAUUUGCCAUUGCUCUCUUUGGAUGACACAGCACUGUAAUUGAUGUGAGAGUGUUGUGUGACGUGAUGCACGUCUCUCUGCUGAGUCUGUGCGUAAGCGCCUCAUCUCUGUCCUUAUCUUGGUGUCUGUUAGAGUCAUGUGCCCUCUGCUGUCGACCAAAUGUCUGCUUUUAUCUGCUUUAGUAUAUUAGGGCGAAGGAUAAUAGACAGGGAGGACACACACACAAGCACGCAGCCUCUUCCAUACACAGUAUUUUUUUAUGUACUCAGUGGGAAGACACAAAGUGUUGAUGUCAAAACAUUUUUCGCUCACUCAUAGAUUAUAUGAUAUAGAUGUAAAGUUUAUGUUACAUAUUGAAUGAUAUCUACUAAAGAUAAUUAAUGCAAUCCUUUUAUAUUCCUUUUAUCACUUUUCCUCCCCUCACUUUUGUAUUCUUUCUUACUGUGGUUGUCAUGGGAACAAUUCACGUGUGGAUGAGAUGUGGUUGUAGUUUAUAAACAAAUUCAUGAAUUAAUUAUGCAGUGAAGUGAUGGCUCAUGGCAGACACCUGGAGUGUUUGAUAAGAUCAGCUUACUAAACAUAUGCAGACAUUUAACACAAAUAUGAUUCAUUUUGUAUUGUGUUUAGAGCCUGAUUAGACCAUCCUGAUCACGUGAGCUCAACAUCCUGUUUCGCGCUCUGUAUCGGUCUGGUCUCGCUGCCGCCCCUGAAAAACUCCCUCAGCCAAUCCUGAUGUUAGCACUUACCUCUACUACACAAAUACGUUGUUGCAUUAGACAGUAAUAGUAGAUCAGAAAAAUACAAUUUACUGAUAUGUACCAUUUGCAUGUGAUGUGUAGCUCAACAAUCCCCAUUACAUUUUCGUGGACUGCUGAAUAUCACCUUGCAGCGUCCUUGUUGUUUGUCCGAAGCAUUGUGAACAUGGAUCUGCAUAGCCGUGAUCUCAGCUUUACAGCCCUUCAUAUCUGGUCCACCAUUAAUGCCAUCAGUGGUGAAACAACAAUGAACAACGUAUUUGUACCGGGGAACAUCCUCUUCAUUGCCAACGGAGCCAGUUGAUAAAUCAAGAUUUUGCCAAAUCCAUUUGGAAGAAUGUCUCUUCCUCUAAGAAACUAUAACUUCACUUAUUGCUGCAGUUGCUCUACUAAUAUUCAGGAUUCCCACGGACAUGGAAAACCUGGAAAAGUCGUGGAUUAUUACAGUCACAUUUUAUGAGCCUGGAAAAGUCAUGGAAUUUGUAGAAAUCAUUGAAAUUUUGGAAAAGUCAUGGAAUUUUGUUGUGUGUAAUGCAGCUGUUGCUGUGACGUAAUGGCAAAUUCAUUUUCUGCAGCUGUUGAUGUAACAUAACUCUAACAUGCGUCAAUGUGGGACGACGUUUCAUUUACCAUCAUGAACGUUUCUUCAUUUGCUCCCCGCAGGCAGUGGCAGCGACUUCAGACUGAUCAGUAGAGUGAAACAGUGUUGAGCUCAUGUUAUCAGGAUGUUCUAUCCUGGUUGUUGUGUUUCAGGUCUGUGACAUAUUUCCUCUUGCUGUUUUUAUUUUUACUUUUCUGGUUGAUCAACUCAGCUCUGAUGCUUUAAUCGCUUUGCUUUGUGUAGAAUCAGGAAGCAUUUCCUCGCUGCCUGACAAGUGCCUUUUUAUACUGCAUUUCAGUGUCAGUGCAGGUUAUUUUGGUUAUCCACACUGCUCACUGAUCAGCUUCUACCAAAAAUAUUAUCAGCUUCCGUGGAUGAACUGACUGAUGUUUAGUGUGGACCACAUAUUUCUCAAGUGCCUUUUAUUUUAAAUCAGCCUGUGUUGAAGCACAAUCACACGGCAUGCUCUGCCAAAGCUUCUCCUGCCUUAAAUUUCCAAAUGAUUUUAGUUAUUUCAAUAAAGAGAGUGGAUUACGGUGA